Molecule: messenger RNA, 510 nt
Organism: Telopea speciosissima
Lineage: Eukaryota; Viridiplantae; Streptophyta; Magnoliopsida; Proteales; Proteaceae
Exons: 2
Coding region: 1-510 (169 amino acids)
Source: RefSeq, a predicted model, not a curated record
AUGACUCUUGUUGUGGGUGACUCCUGCAACGAAGCUUACAGCAGAACCAGAGCAACAAAGCCAGCAAAAUCCCAGGUUUUGAUUCUGAGGAGGGAGCAUGUUGUGGGAAACAAGUAUUACACUUCAAAAGCGAGAUUUGGGGGUAAGACCAGAGAUAUCUCCAUUGAUUGCAGAGUGGAUUCAGGGGAUGAACCCAGACAUUGUUUCAGCAUCAAUAGGAAGAGGGUUUUGCAGGUGAAGCGAUUAAAGUGGAAGUUCAGAGGAAAUGAGAGGAUUGAAGUCGAUGGGGUCACUAUUCAGCAACAACAGUUGUGUGGGUUUUUUAUGAAUGGGUUCGAGUGGAAGAAGAUGAAGAAGACUCUGUUGAAGAUGGGGAGCUCGUCAUCAUCUUCGAUGUCUUCAGCUUCGUCUGGUUGCAGUUCUUCUGUGUUGGAAUGGGCCAGUAUAGAGGAGGGCGAGUUGCAGAGUCCAUCUGGGUUUUCAUUGCUGGUUUAUGCUUGGAAGAAAUGA